AUGGCAGCCAUGAACUCUAGUGUUUUGGCAUGCAACUAUGCCAUCUCAGGCACUGGAUCAUCUGAGCUUAAUGCAAAGAUAGUUUCCGCGCCUGCAGUUGCAUCCCCUGCUGUGUCUGGUCCCAAGUUGCCUGUGAUCAGAGCCCAACAGAGUAGAGCUGAUUCUAAAGAAAUGAAGGCAAGUGACGGAAGGAGAGCUGCAAUGGCUUAUCUUGCAGCUACCCUUUUCACAUCAGCUGCUGCUGCUGCUUCUGCCAAUGCUGGAGUCAUUGAAGAGUACCUUGAAAAGAGCAAAGCUAACAAGGAAUUGAAUGACAAGAAGAGAUUGGCCACUAGUGGAGCAAACUUUGCAAGAGCAUACACGGUUCAAUUUGGUUCAUGCAAGUUCCCUGAGAACUUCACAGGCUGCCAAGAUCUUGCCAAGCAAAAGAAAGUUCCAUUUAUCUCUGAAGAUUUGGCUUUGGAGUGUGAAGGAAAGGACAAAUACAAGUGUGGUUCCAAUGUUUUCUGGAAGUGGUGA
This is a messenger RNA of Dovyalis caffra, 519 nucleotides long. Lineage: Eukaryota; Viridiplantae; Streptophyta; Magnoliopsida; Malpighiales; Salicaceae. The record is from the annotation of a GenBank genome assembly.